GAGAGGAGAGAGACAUCCUGCAAAAUAAGAAUCUUCUCUUCUUAGGCAGUGUUCCAGAGCACAGUGGUCAGAGACAGGGAGAAGGAGAGUGUGACACAGGAGGAGAGAGAGAGAGAGAGAGUGAGAGUGAGAGUGUGUGUGUGUGAAAAAGUGAGUGAGAGACCCGCGUAAACGUCAUCUGCCUACUGGAAUACGGACUACAAGCAUACGAGCACCGGCCGGAGGAGGGACAGUGGCUCCACUGUGUACCCGGACAGAGAAUCACUGUGGUAUCGGACAGGAACCCAUUGCCGUCAACGGGGCAACAGGAGCGGGGCUGAAUGCUGGAAGACACCCCGGAAAGUGGCACCAGGAGCAGCUGUUAGUGAGUGAUUGAGGGGCGGGGGGACAUGGCUUCCUCUCCGGUGACCCCAGCAUCGCUCGAAGGAGAGACACCUUCACCCAUCGGGAACGAGGGCCCCGCUACAACCCGACAGUCGGACAGUAACACCAGUUUCCUGCGAGCGGCGAGGGCAGGGAACAUCGACAAAGUUUUGGAAUAUCUGAAAGGGGGAGUGGACAUCAGCACCUGCAAUCAGAAUGGUCUUAAUGCACUGCACCUGGCAGCCAAGGAGGGCCACGUGGAUCUGGUCCAGGAGCUGCUGGACAGAGGUGCAGCGGUGGAUUCAGCCACAAAGAAAGGAAACACAGCACUGCACAUAUCCUCUCUAGCUGGUCAGGCUGAAGUAGUGAAGAUCCUGGUCAAACGAGGAGCUGACAUCAAUGCACAGUCUCAGAAUGGAUUCACUCCGCUGUACAUGGCCGCCCAGGAGAAUCACCUGGAUGUAGUGCGAUACCUGCUGGAGAAUGGAGGCAACCAGAGCACAGCUACAGAGGAUGGCUUCACCCCUCUGGCCAUCGCCCUCCAACAGGGCCACAACCAGGUGGUCUCUAUCUUACUGGAGAAUGAUACAAAAGGCAAGGUCCGCCUGCCUGCCUUGCACAUUGCUGCCCGCAAGGAUGACACCAAGUCGGCCGCCCUGCUCCUCCAGAACGACCACAACGCUGACGUCCAGUCGAAGAGUGGAUUCACCCCCCUGCAUAUCGCUGCCCAUUAUGGCAACGUCAAUGUGGCCACGCUCCUGCUGAACCGAGGGGCAGCAGUCGACUUCACGGCAAGGAAUGGCAUUACUCCUCUACAUGUGGCGUCCAAGCGUGGUAACACUAACAUGGUUGGCCUGUUACUGGACCGUGGCUCUCAGAUUGACGCUAAAACAAGGGAUGGUCUGACGCCCCUUCACUGUGCAGCUCGGAGUGGACAUGAUACAUCUGUGGAGCUGCUGCUGGAGAGAGGAGCACCCUUGCUGGCCAGGACCAAGAAUGGGCUGUCUCCACUGCACAUGGCGGCACAAGGCGACCACGUCGAAUGUGUCAAACACCUCCUGCAGCAUAAGGCUCCUGUUGAUGAUGUCACGUUGGACUACCUGACAGCAUUGCAUGUGGCAGCCCACUGCGGUCACUACAGAGUCACCAAGUUGCUUCUAGACAAGAGGGCCAACCCCAACGCCAGGGCGCUGAAUGGCUUCACUCCACUGCACAUAGCCUGUAAGAAGAACCGAGUGAAAGUGAUGGAGCUGCUGGUCAAAUAUGGAGCCUCCAUCCAGGCCAUCACAGAGUCUGGUUUGACUCCCAUCCACGUAGCAGCCUUCAUGGGUCACCUGAACAUCGUCCUGCUGCUGUUGCAGAACGGAGCGUCGCCCGACGUCAGCAAUAUUCGUGGGGAAACAGCAUUGCACAUGGCAGCCAGGGCAGGACAGGUGGAGGUGGUCAGAUGUCUGCUGAGGAACGGAGCAAUAGUGGACGCCAGGGCACGGGAGGACCAGACUCCCCUCCACAUUGCGUCCCGUCUGGGAAAAACAGAGAUUGUGCAGCUGCUGCUUCAACACAUGGCUCAUCCAGAUGCUGCCACAACCAACGGCUACACCCCCCUCCACAUCUCCGCCAGGGAGGGGCAGGUGGAGACAGCCUCUGUCCUGCUAGAGGCCGGAGCUUCACACUCACUGGCCACCAAGAAAGGCUUUACUCCCCUGCAUGUUGCUGCCAAGUACGGCAGCCUAGAUGUAGCCAAACUUCUGCUGCAGCGCCGCGCUCCACCUGAUUCUGCUGGGAAGAACGGCCUCACCCCGCUCCAUGUCGCAGCACAUUACGAUAACCAGAAGGUGGCGCUCCUGCUUUUGGACAAAGGAGCGUCCCCGCACACCAUGGCCAAGAAUGGCUACACUCCGCUCCACAUCGCGGCUAAGAAGAACCAGAUGGAAAUCGCCACGGUGCUGCUGCAGUACGAAGCUGAGACCAACAUCCUGACCAAGCAGGGCGUCACGCCGCUCCAUCUGGCCGCCCAGGAGGGCCACGCAGAGAUGGCUGCCCUGCUCAUGAGCAAGGGAGCCCAGAUCAACAUCCAGACUAAGAGUGGCCUGACUGCCCUCCAUCUGGCAGCCCAGGAGGAUAAAGUGGCCGUUGCUGAGAUCCUAGCCAGAAACGGAGCAAACCUCGACCAGCAGACCAAAUUGGGCUACACCCCGCUAAUUGUAGCAUGUCACUAUGGUAACGCCAAGAUGGUCAACUACCUGCUUCAGAAUGGAGCCUGUGUCAAUGCCAAAACCAAGAAUGGAUACACUCCCCUCCACCAGGCAGCCCAGCAAGGAAACACACACAUCAUUAACCUACUGCUGCAAAACGGUGCCAAGCCCAACGCUAUCACUGUGAAUGGUAACACGGCUCUAGGUAUUGCUCGGAGGCUGGGCUACAUCUCUGUGGUGGACACACUGAGGGUUGUCACUGAGGAGAUCAUCACUACCACAACGACGGUGACAGAGAAACACAAGCUGAACGUGCCAGAGACCAUGACGGAGGUGCUGGAUGUGUCGGAUGAAGAGGCACUGAGAAGCAUUGAUGAUGAUGAUGAUGAUGACAUGUCGGACGACCCCAUGGAUGAAGGCGAUGACACGAUGACGGGUGAUGGAGGGGAAUAUCUGAGAGCUGAGGACCUCAGGGAGCUGGGAGACGACUCCCUGCCAGGACAGUAUCUGGAUGGAAUGAACUACCUCCGCUUCAGUCUGGAGGGGGGACGCACAGACAGUCGAAUGCAAAGUUCCGACAGGUCCUUCACACCCACCCACCACAGCUACUACUCCCCUAAACAUGAGGGCAUGAUGGAUGAGAUGCUCAACUGUCACCAGAUUUCUACAUUGGCCAGGGAGAAUGAUUCUUACCGCCUGAGUUGGGGCACAGAGAAUUUGGACAAUGUGGCUUUAUCCUCCAGCCCCAUUCACUCUGGCCAUUCCUCUCCGUGCCAUGAUCAUGGAGACCACAGCAGCUUCCUGGUCAGCUUUAUGGUGGACGCCAGGGGUGGAGCUAUGCGAGGUUGCCGACACAACGGCCUGCGCAUCAUCAUCCCCCCGAGAAAGUGCAGCGCACCCACGCGGGUGACAUGCCGGCUAGUGAAGAGACACCGUCUGGCCACCAUGCCCCCGAUGGUUGAGGGUGAGGGCCUGGCCAGCAGGCUGAUCGAGGUGGGGCCGUCAGGAGCACAGUUCCUCGGUCCUGUGAUUGUGGAGAUCCCCCACUUUGCUGCCCUGCGAGGGAAAGAGAGGGAGCUAGUGAUCCUGAGGAGCGAGAGUGGAGAGAGCUGGAAAGAGCAUCACUGUGAACACACCCAAGAGGAACUCAAUCAGAUACUCAACGGCAUGGAUGAGGAGCUGGACACGCCAGAGGAGCUGGAGAGGAAGCGCAUCUGCCGUAUCAUCACUAGAGAUUUCCCACAAUACUUUGCGGUUGUUUCGCGCAUCAAGCAAGACAGUAAUCUGAUUGGUCCUGAAGGAGGCAUCCUGAGCAGCACGGUUGUGCCCCAGGUACAGGCAGUUUUCCCUGAGGGGGCCCUGACCAAGAGGAUCAGAGUCGGACUACAGGCCCAGCCAGUGAAUGUGGAUGUAGUGAGGAAGAUCUUGGGGAACAAGGCCACUUUCAGUCCCAUUGUCACUCUGGAACCUCGCAGGAGAAAGUUUCAUAAACCCAUCACCAUGACCAUCCCCGUCCCCAAGACCAACUCCGACCCAGUCCUCAAUGGCUUCGGAGGGGACACCCCCACCUUACGACUGCUUUGUAGUAUCACUGGUGGAACAACGCCCGCUCAAUGGGAGGACAUAACAGGAACCACACCGUUAACGUUCAUCAAUGACUGUGUCUCCUUCACCACCAAUGUGUCUGCCAGAUUUUGGCUGAUAGACUGUCGACAAGUCCAGGAAUCUGUCAACUUCUCCACUCAGGUGUACCGAGAGAUCAUCUGUGUCCCUUACAUGGCCAAGUUUGUCAUCUUUGCCAAGACCCACGAUCCCAUUGAGGCCAGACUGCGCUGCUUCUGCAUGACAGACGACAAGAUCGACAAAACCCUGGAGCAGCAGGAGAACUUCUCAGAGGUGGCCCGCAGCCGAGAUGUAGAGGUCCUGGAAGGCAAACCUAUCUAUGCAGACUGCUUUGGAAACCUCGUUCCCCUUACCAAAAGUGGCCAGCACCAUCUGUUCAGCUUCUUUGCCUUUAAGGAGAACAGACUAGCACUCUUCAUCAAAAUCAGAGACAACACUCAGGAGCCAUGCGGUCGUCUGUCAUUUAUGAAAGAACCCAGGAACUACAGGUCACUCACCCAAAAUGCCAUAUGCAACCUCAACAUCACCCUUCCAUCAUACUGCAAGGAGUCCGAUUCAGACCAAGAGCAAGAGGAAGAGACCAGCAGAACGCUAGAGAAAUUAGAUCCACAGGAUGAAGCUGAGAGAAAAGAGCAACGGUUGGCCAUUAUAGCUGACCAUCUGGGCUUCAGCUGGACAGAAUUGGCACGAGAACUGGACUUCAGUGAGGAGAGGAUCAACCUGAUAAGAAUUGAAAACCCUAACUCACUUCAAGACCAAAGCCAUGCCCUUUUGAAACUCUGGGCAGAGAGGGAGGAGAAGCAUGCCACAGAAACAACACUGAUCAAAAGACUGACCAAGAUCAACCGAAUGGACAUUGUUCACCUCAUUGAAACCAAGAUCAUCAAGUCCACUCAGGAUGAGACAUCCUCACACACCUAUGCAGAAAUAGAGCGGACCAUAGCACUGGAUCAUAGUGAAGGUUUUUCUGCCCUUCAUGAAGACAUUGACAGUCCCAGGCCAGGCAGGCGUACAGAGGCCACACGUAGGAGUCCAGGCUCAGGACAAGAGGUACCCAUGGUGUCAGCAGAGGAUCUGUCCUCCAGUUUGUCAUCACUUCACGAGACAAUGGGAAGAUCAGAGACAGAUUCCACAGCAACAGGCUUUCUUAGAAAUGCCCAGAAAGAGAAACUACAAAAAGAGAUGGAGACGACAUACUCAUCACAAAGAGUAUAUGAGGAAUUGACAGACACAAUACACUCAAGCAGUUUUAAACAAGUAAGUCCUUUCUUCACAUUGUACCGCACCACUCCCUACAAACUCCGAUCCCAUGUAAUAGACCCUGUGUACAAAGGGGGACCCAAGUUAGGUGCCCAGAUUACCCCACUUCCUUAUCCCACGGUUGAACCAUGUGAUGAUGAGGGGCCUGCUGGAUGUGAGGGGGCAGAGGGGGGAGAGGACUGGAGCUUGGAGUGUCUACAAACCAUGCAUUCUGAAUACAAUGCUCAUUAUUUGUCACCAUUGCCUUGGCGAGAGUCAUCCAAUAGCUCUCGAACAGGUGUGUGCGAGAGUCGACCACUGUCCAUGACUGAUUUUGGAGACAGCUUGAUUGAGUGUGAUCAAGCUGAGCAAGACUUCAGGAAACUGUCUAUGGAGUUCAUGGAAACCAAUGAGGUGUCUGAAAAGAGUUCCUUUACACAACAACUGACUAGUGAACAAAGGUGUCCACCUAUUCAGCCUACUUCUGGUUGUGUUAAUGCAAUGGCAGAAUCCAUGCAGACCAAACAAGUGACCGGAAGACACAUGGAUGAAGUUUCACGUCGACUGUAUAAAGUCCUGUAUGGAUAUGAUGUUGACCUGAUGGAUUCAGGUAGUGCAAGUGUGUCUGUGGUACCUGAAGACAUAAUUCAAGCUGGAGUCCAGAAAGAUGCGGUUGGGGGAGCUGCAUCAAUUUCAGGUGACCUUGAUGUCAAAUCUAUUCAUGGCAUGAGUCAAAACCAUGAUACUGCCACUCAGGCAUUAGCAUGUCCCUCUGUUGCCAGUGCCAAUCCAGCCAAAACAGAACUCAUGAGCCCAACCAGCUUAAUUCAUGUGUCACAUGACUCAACUUGUAAGCAGUUAGAUGUUACUUUAGUAGAUAAUGCUGUGUCAUUUAUACGAAGUGCUGAAUGCAGCUCUGAGAAAACACUGUCAAUCAGACAAAAUGAACCUGAGGUUGUUGUUACUGUAAAAGCUGCAGGUGAGAUUGAAGCAUCCAGAUAUAGAUCCUGUUUACCAGAAUCAACUUCUGAGAACAUUUGUGAACUUCAUAGCUUUGAUUAUGAUAGAUCAUCAUUACCUGAAUGUGUGAUUGAUACAGCAAUAUUUCUGACGGAAAGUAGAUCCUCAUCCCCUGAAUCAGUGUCGUCAGUAAAUGAACUGAAAUUUCUUGCACCUGAUUCUCCAAUACCUCAGUUUAGGCCCUUGUCUCCCCUACCACCUCCUGUUUUUCCAUGGGAGACUGGUGAUGUUAGGGCUUCUGCAAAGGGGCAACCAUUACUGAGUGUGCCAGGAGGCACUUCAUUGUUCACACAAGAAGCAGAGGAAAGACCAUUAACACCAAUGGUUUCAAACAAAAGACCAUUUGGAAGGCCGGUAUCAUUAGACAGUGAUUAUAGUGGGGAGAGAUCCCUCUCACCUCAAUCCUUAACUUUUGACAUAGAAGACAGAGCAUCAUCACCUGAGUCUGUCAUUUUUGAAGAGGUGCAGUGGUUUUUCACAUCCUCUGACCAUAUGACUCUGUCUACUGAUUUCCAUGAGAUGAGACCAUCAUCUCCUGAAUCCUUUGGAUCCAUCACUGCAUAUUAUCCACCAGACUCCCCUGUCCCACAAUUUAGACAAGUCUCAGAAUCUGUUACAACUUGUCGGUUUAGAUCAUUGUCACCUGAGUCACCGUCAUCAGAUAUAGAAAUUGAAGCAGAACUUUUGUUAUCAACCUUUUUUGAAGACAGAGCAACGUCCCCAGAAUCAGUAACAUCUGUGAACGAAUAUAAAGCAUUGUCACCUGAUUCACCUAUACCUGAAUUCAGUUACAACUGGUCUGAAUCAGUUAUUUUAACGAUAGGAGAGAGAUCCACUUCACCGGAACCUGUAUGCUCAGAUGUAGAAUAUGGGUCCAUAUCUCCAGCAUCUCUUAACUAUGGAUAUAGAGCUUCAUCACCUGCUUCUGUUGCAUCUGUAGAUGAAUCAGAAUCUUUCUUACCUGUGGUUGGACAUGUAUCACCCGCCCCUGAAUCAAUUAAAUCUGCAGAGGUAGCAUGGUACUCCCUACCAACAAAAUCACCUGAACCAUUAGUAUCUCUCACAGAGAACAAACCCUCAACACCAGUGGAAUCUGUGUCUGAGGAUGAUGAUGAUUGGGUUGUCAUAUCUUUGUCUGAUAUUGAAGAAAGACCACUUUCACCAGAGUCAGUGCCUGACUGCAGAUUAGGGUCUCCACAGUCAAUGUUAGACAUUAGAGCAUCCUCCCCUGAAUCAGGAACAUUCAAUGAGUGUGUGUCUCCAGAUUCUCCUAUACCACAAUUUACGCCAUCUGUGCAUCAUUCUGUUACUAUAAAUAAUCAUUCAUCAUCACCAGAAUCUGUGUUGUCAGAUACAGAAUAUGAGGCUUUGCCAUUGCUAUCAUAUUUUGAGACUAGGCCUUUAUCUCCUGAUUCUAGUGGUUCAGUAAGUGAUUGUGGGCCAUUGCCUUAUCCCGUAACUGACCUGCCUAAUAUGGAAGAUAUGACACUUGAACUAACAGGCACUCCAUUUUUUAAAGAAACUAAAACAAACAUAGUUAUUGAUCUAGAAAAUGUAAAAACUGAAGAACAAAUAUCAACCUCUAUGUCAUCAAAAUCUGUAGAAGAAAAUCCUAUGAGAUUUAAUAAAAAUGAAGCUCCCAAGGCACAGUCAAUAGUACCUGAUGGCUCUCAGUCAGACCAAAACAUUGUCCCACCACCAACAGGAGUUGAGGUCUUGUCUGGUGUAAUUACAGAAGAAUUAUCAUAUGAUCGAGGAAACUCAAAGGAGGAAAUGUGCAAUCUGGUAACUGAGAAGACCAAGUCUACUAGAAAGAAAAAGUCCAAGAAAUCAAUCAAAACUGAUUAUGAAUCUAUGCAGAAUGUUACAAAAUUUCAAAAAGACUCAUCUGAGUUUAUAACUAAAAUACAUGAAGAUACACAAGGGUCUGAUAAAGCUGUGUCACCUCUUUUGUCCCCAGAAACUGCAUCUAAUGAUCUACCAUUGUCAUUGGCAUUUAGUACAAAGAUCGAAGAUCAGCAAUUACCUGGAGAGUCCUCAUUUUCUGUACCUCAGCAUGAUGCACCUUUAUUCCUAACAGACGAUUCAGUGUCAGUCUACAGUCUAGCAUAUGAUGCAGAACUUUGGAAGCUCAUCUCUCAAAUUCGUGACCCUCAGUAUGUAGGAGAAACCUUCAUGAGUAAAACAGGAGUCUUUCAGUUUGCUGGAACAAGGACAGAGUCUUAUCAGAUAAAGUCAGAUGUGACCAUUGAAGACAAAGCUGCUGCUUUGCAAUCAUUAUAUUACCAAAGAUCACUUUCACCAGAUUCUGAAGCAGAAUAUAGACCCAUGUCACCACAAUCGCUGUUGGUGCUGGACACACUUAGACCAGAUUCCUCCCUCUCAGGGAGAUCUGUAGACAGUCAGCGAGCUUUAACACCAGAUUCCCCUAUUCCUCAGUACUUUACCUCUUUUUCUAGACCCUUACAAGUUUAUCACAGAUCAGUGUCAUCAGAGUCAGUAUUGUCAGAUCUGAAUCUGGAGACUGAUUUAAACAUUUCAUUUGUUUGUGAGGACAGACCAGCAUCUUGUGAUUCAGUAGCAUCUGCAAACUUAUACAGGGCACUAUCACCUCAAUCACCUAUUCCUGAUUUUAGACCGUCUUUACCAGAAUCAGUUGUAACUGCUCGAUUGGAUCGGUCUUCAUCACUUGAAUCAAUAACCUCUGAUCUAGAAUGUGUGUCUUUCUCUUUGCCAUUAUCAUUUGCUGAAAACAGACCACCAUCCCCAGAUUCUGUUGAUGAAAACAGGCCACUUUCAGCUGAGUCACCCAUUCCUGUGUUUGGAGAGGCUUUGCCAAUUGUUUGGACCACACUGGAUAGAUCCUCGUCACCUGUUUCAGUUUGUUCAGAUUUAGAAUAUGGGUCUAUGUCUCUAUCACAUCUGUCAUCUGAAGUGAGACCAUCCUCACCUGAUUCAGUAGUUUCUGGAGAUGACUACAGAGGUGACUCACCGAUACCAGAAUUCAAAACGAGGCUGACUAAAUCAGUUUCAGUUAUUACUCACAGAUCAUCUUCUCCUGAGUCAGAGGUUUCUGAUAUUGAAUUUACACAAUCAAGUGUAGACAUAAGCAUUUAUGAGCAGAGACCAGACUCACCAGAAUCACAAGUAUCGGAGACCAUAGAGAGACAUUUAUGUGGUAAUAGUCAAACCUUGAAAGCGAUAAGGGUGCCAGUAUAUAGACUGGUUUAUGAUGCUGAACUUUGGAAGCUCAUUUCUCAAAUACGUGAUCCUCACUAUGUUGGGGAGACUUUCUGCAGUAAAACUGGUGUUUUUGAGUAUGCUGGAACAAGAAUUGAGUAUGUUCUGGGAAACUCAGAUGUGAAAAAGGGAGUGUUAGAGGAUGGUUUGAAGUUGGACAUUGCAGAGUCAUCUGAUGCAGAUGUUCCAGAAUGUAGACCUGCAGCACCUGAAUCAGUUACUGCUGCUGUUGAUUACAGGUGCUCUUCACCCAAGCCAGUACUUUCAGAUAUCAAAUAUGGGUUUUCAACCUCAGAGGCCUUUACAGACCAGAGAGCAGACUUACCUGAAUCAGUUGUUUCCAUGCUUGAGGAAAGGCAAUCGGUUGCUGGUGCAACAUUGACAGCAAACCAGCUGAUGUGUCAACUAUAUGACCCCCAUUAUGUAGGAGAAGCUUUUAUAAGCGGGGCUGAAGUGUUUGAAUAUGUGGAGUCUAAUAAAGAAUUUGAUUCCCUUGAUGCAGAUGCAGAAGCGACAGGUAGGCCAAUGUCACCUGACUCUGCGGCAGAAUAUAGACCUCUCUCACCUGAGGGCCUGAAGUUACUGAGUGUUCUAAGGUCUGAUUCUCAGGAGACAGGGAUCUCUGUAGAUGAGUAUAGAGCUUUGAGUCCAGAUUCACCCACUCCCCAAUUUCCUGUCACACUUCCUGAAACUCCAUUGGAAUAUCAUAGGCCACCAUCUUCCGAACCUGUGUCAGAUACAGAACUUGAGCAAUUUGAUGUUGCUACUUUAUCUACUGAGUCAAGGUUAUCAUCUCCUGAAUCAGAACGAUCACUGAGCAAACAUAGGCCUCUCUCUCCUGAUUCACCAGUGCCUGACUUUAGGCCAGAGUUACAGAACUCUUUUGUUUUAGCUAAUGAAUAUAGAUCAUCCUCACCCGAGUCCGGUUCCUCAGAUUUGGAGGAUUCAUCAGGAUUUUUUCCUUCAGAAUUUGGCAUUGAAGACAGAUCAGAUUCUCCUGAUUCAGUGACAUCAGAAAUUAACAUGAGGCCAUUGUCACCAGAAUCAGUGACAGAAUUUAGGCCUAUGUCACCUCAGUCACUGAUGAUAACAACAGAAUUAAGAACUUCAUCUCCAGAUUCAAUCACAUCGGUUAGUGAGUUUAGGACUUUAGGAGCAGAUUCUCCUCUUCCACAGUUUAGGCAAUAUGGAGAAUCAGCUGUGAUCAUUUCUGGGAGCAGGUCAUCAUCAUCUUUAUCUGUAAUAUCAGACACUGAAAAUGAUGUUCUGGACAUGCUAUUUUCUGAGGUGCGAGGGAGAUCCUUCACACCUGAUUCUGAAAAUGAGUUCAGGGCACUUUCAACAGAUUCACCCAUACCUGAAUUCAGACAGCCUAUACUUCAUCUAACUAUUUCAACUGCUGCAUACAGAUCUACAUCACCUGAAUCAGUUUAUUAUUCAGAUAUAGUGUAUAGAGAUGGGUCAUUUGCAUCAGUAUCCGAUGAUCAUAGACCUCCAUCCCCUGAUUCAGUGGCAUCCGGAGAUGAAGACUGGUCCCUGUCACCAGAUUCCCCUGUACCUCAAUUCAUAGCAAGAGUUGUUGAACGCUUUCCAUCAUUUGUUGGUUUUAGGUCAGCAUCCUCUGAAGAACCUACAUCAGAUGUUGAGUAUGCACCUUUGAUUAAUUCCUCACCUGAUAUUGAAGAUAGACCAGAUUCUCCAGAGUCACUAGAACUAGUUGAAGUUGAGGAAAGACCACUGUCCACUGAUUCUGAAUCAGAGUUUAGACCUUUCUCAACUACAUCACUGACAUUAAUGUCAAAUUUCAGGUCAUCCUCUCCUGAAUCAACAGGCUCUCUGAAUAGGUUUAGAGCUCUUUCACCAGACUCCCCUAUUCCAGAGUCUAGACAUUUGCUACAAGAGUCCUUAAAAACAUACAUGGAAUAUAGAUCCUCUUCACUAGAGUCGGUGUCGUCAGAUUCGGAAGUGGAAAUAGAACUACCUUUCUCGAUGUUACUUGAGGACAGACCUUCAUCUACUGAGUCUUUAGCAUCAGUCAGUAAAUACAGCAGACUCUCACCUGAUUCUCCUAUACUUGAGUUCAGGCCAGCUUUGCUAGUUCCAUAUGCUGAUGUUAAUGCUUACAGGUCAUUACCACCAGAGUCAGUGGCAUCAGAUGUAGAACCCGCUCCCAUAAUGUCUCAGCUGUUCGAAAUCGAGGGUAGAGCAAAUUCUCCACAAUCAAUCUCGUCUUUCCAUGAACACCAGUGUCUGCCUCCAGACUCUCCAGUAACCCAAUACACCCAUACUGAACAUCCCAUGUUGACAGUAACAUAUAGAUCUGCAUCACCUUGGUCAGUAUAUUCAGAUGAGGAUUUGGAGACUGAUUUGUGUCUCCCUUGGAUUUUUGAGGACAGAGCAGCAUCUCCCGUUUCAGAUGCAUCUAAAGAGGAAUUUAGACCUCUUUCACCAGACUCACCCAUUCCUGAAUUUAAAGCACUACAUGAGUCUGCCAUAUCUUACAUGGACUUAAGAUCCACUUCACCUGAGUCAGUGUUGUCCGAUUUGGACAUGGAAAUUGAGUUAUCUUUCCCAGGUAUCAUAGAAGACCGACCUUCAUCUGUUGAGUCCUUAGCAUCUGUGAGUAAAUACAGAAGACUUUCUCCUGAUUCCCCUGUUCCUGACUUCAGACAGGCUUUGCUGGAGACAUAUCCUAAGUUUAAUGCUUACAGGUCAUUAUCACCUGAAUCAGAGGCUUCAGAAAUAGAAUAUGCCCCUUUGAUUUCACAGAUGUUUGAUUUUGAGGACAGAGCAGAAUCCCGUGAAUCAGGGGUGUCUGACACUGAUCUCACAUGUUUGUCUCCUGACUCUCCACUACCCCAGUACACCAUGAGUGCACUCACUAUGUUAGGAGUAAGAUACAGAUCCAUAUCACCCGAUUCAGUAUAUUCAGAUGACGAUUUGCAGACUGAUUUGUGUCUUCCUUGGAUUUUUGAGGACAGAGCAGCAUCUCCUGGUUCAGCUGCAUCCAAAGAUGAAUUUAGAUCUCUUUCGCCAGACUCACCCAUUCCUGAAUUUACACCUGCACUAUUAUGAGCACCCUAUCUAACAUGGACUUAAGUCACUACACCUGAGUCAGUGUUGUCAGAUUUGGAACUGGAAUUACCUUUCUCAACAUUCUUUGAAAGCAGACCUUCAUCUCUUGAAUCUCAAGCAUCAAUGAGACUUUCACCUGAUUCACCUGUGGCUGACUUUAUGCAACCAGUGUUUGGAUUACCUGGAACUAUUUUUGGACAUAGGUCAGCAUCCCCUGAGUCAACAUGUUCAGAUAUGGAAUACAUUGUUUUAAGCCUAGGAUCACUAGACAACAGACCCUCUUCACCUGGCUCAGGAGCAUCUGGAGAUGAAUACCAGGCUCUGUCACCAGACUCACCUAUACCUGAAUACCCAUCAACAAUGGCUGAACGUGUUAUUGUGAAUGUUGGGUAUAGAUCACCUUCCCUUGAAUUUAUUGAAUCGGAUAUUGAGUAUGCUUUGAAUGAGUUUUUAAUACCCAUGAAUUAUGGUACUGAGGAUAGAACGGAUUCACCUGAAUCAGUAGGAUCAGAAGUACAAGAGAGGCCACUAUCGGUUGAUUCCAUACCAGAAUACAAACCGUUGUCACCUGUGGCAUUGAUGUUACUUGGAAACAUCCGGACAGUAUCUCCAGUUUGUAUUGAAUCACUUGAUGAACAUAAGAGGUUGUCGCCAGACUCACCUCUUCCAUGGUUUACACAAAAUGUUCUUGAGACUAUGACAGCAGAAACACACUAUAGCUGUUCGUCCCCAGAAUCAGUAUUGUCAGAUAUGGAAUGUGGUUUGGUUUUAUAUGACUUAGAAGCCACUAACAUGAGACCACUAUCACCUCAGUCAGAGAUAUCAGAGGAUGAAUGUAAACCCCUGCCCCCUGAGUCGCCAAUACCUGAUUUUACAAAGACAUUUGUAGAAAAUGUAAUGACUGUGGGAGACCUAUCACCCACUGAAUUUUUAGAUUCAGAUGAUUUGUCUCAGGCUUUAGACCCAUUUAGUACAGAAGAGAGGUCAUCGCCAGAGUCUAUUGAAUACAAUAAGGAAGAAUUACUGUUGGCAUCCAAAUCAUCAGUAACUGAGUUAAAAGUCCAAACUGCCAGUGAAGCAACCAUUAAUAGUACUGUUGUAUCAUCAGCAAUGGCACCAACCUCACCUGAGGAAUCUGGUAUCAUGGUAGCUGAGUAUAAUCUCAUUUAUGAUGCAGAGCUGUGGAAGCUGAUUUCUCAAGUACGUGAUCCUCAGUAUACUGGAGAAACUUUUAGCAGUAAAACAGGGUUUUUGCAAUUUAUUGGCAGCGCAAUAGAUUAUGAAAGGAGUGUUUCAGAUGAUGAUCAAGAGAAUAAAGUAAAAGAUAAAAAUGAUCAAGAUACCUUUGCCACAAUACCACCUUCAGAGGUGACACAUCCAUUUACUACAACAGACACAGCUAAAGCUGAUGACAGCUUCAUUUGCACUUCAAGUGCACAAGUCAUAUCUAACAUACCUCUUUCAGAGUCACCUCCACCAAUGAUUGAACACAUUCUGUCUUCAGGAGCAACUCCAUACAGACAGGCUAAGUACACAUUUGAAAUACCAACCCCUGAGGCACAAUCUGAUGAUGAUUGUGUGGUUGUAUCAGUAUCUGAUGCAGAGGAUGAUGGUGUAUGCUAUUCACCAGAGUCCUGGACAGACUUCAGACCCAUAUCACCUAAUUCAGUCAUAGUGGAUGAAGCAAGAGCAUCAUCACCAGAAUCUGUAACAUCUGUCAAUAAAUUUAGACCACUCUCACCCGA
This is a messenger RNA of Morone saxatilis (striped sea-bass), 14500 nucleotides long. RefSeq lists its product as uncharacterized. The transcript is spliced from 43 exons. Gene Ontology annotation, molecular function: protein binding. Gene Ontology annotation, biological process: protein localization to T-tubule; signal transduction; regulation of cardiac muscle contraction. The coding region runs from base 390 to 12755 and encodes 4121 amino acids. NCBI's taxonomy places the organism in Eukaryota, Metazoa, Chordata, Actinopteri, Moronidae. The record is from RefSeq and is a predicted model, not a curated record. Gene Ontology annotation, cellular component: T-tubule.